UGAGGACCUUCCAUUCUUCGAUCAACAUGGAAAGCACCACCGGCCGCAGUCAAAUGCUAGGUAUUCACGUCCUCCACUGCCCGGACGUGGUAGGCAUUGUGUCAAAGGUCUCCGAAUGCUUCGCCUUUCGCAGCGCCAACAUUCACAGUGUCGAUGUUUUUGUCCCAGAGAACAAACAGGUCUUCUACUCAAGGAGUGAAUUUGUAUUUGAUCCUGCAAGCUGGCCUCGUGAUGUUAUGGAUGAAGACUUUGUGAAUAUAGGAAAACUCUUCAAGGCAGAAAGAUCUGUUGUUCGGGUUCCUGAUGUAGAUCCAAAAUUUAAGAUUUCCAUUCUUGCUUCAAAGCAGGACCAUUGUCUGGUGGAUGUUUUGCAUGGUUGGCAGGAUGGUAGGCUUCCUGUAGAUAUAAACUGUGUAAUAAGCAAUCAUGAUAGAGGUCCAAAUACCCAUGUUCUACGUUUUCUUGAGAGAAAUGGAAUUCCAUACCAUUUCAUGCCAACCAGUUCAGUAGAUAAAAGAGAAGAAGAAAUCUUGAAUCUUGUUAAAGAUACUGAUUUUCUUGUCCUCGCUCGAUAUAUGCAGGUAUUGUCAGCUAGUUUUUUGGAGGGCUAUGGUAAAGAUAUAAUUAACAUCCAUCAUGGGCUUCUUCCGUCAUUCAAGGGCAGCCAUCCUGCCAAGCAGGCUUAUAAUGCUGGAGUGAAACUGAUUGGUGCAACAACUCACUUUGUAACUCCAGAACUCGAUGCAGGUCCUAUUAUCGAGCAGAUGGUGGAGAAAGUUUCCCAUCGAGAUACCUUAGAGAGUUUUGUGCAGAAAUCAGAAAAUUUGGAGAAGCAAUGUCUGCGGAAUGCAAUAAAAUCCUACUGUGAACUCCGUGUGCUGCCGUAUGAGGGGAAAAAAACUGUUGUUUUCUAGAGCUGGACCUUUGUUACCGUUGCCAAAUGCCUACCCAGCUCAUCUUUUGUUGAAACUAUAGAGUGGUUAAGCAAAGUGAUCAUAUUUUUAUGGGAAAUUUACUUUCAUACCAGAUAAUUCUGAAGUAUUUACAUAUCUAACACCCAAAGUUUGAUAUUUACACUUGUAACAUCAUUGGUGUCAUAAAUUUA
Molecule: messenger RNA, 1105 nt
Organism: Phalaenopsis equestris
Lineage: Eukaryota; Viridiplantae; Streptophyta; Magnoliopsida; Asparagales; Orchidaceae
Product: formyltetrahydrofolate deformylase 2, mitochondrial-like
Biological process (GO): 'de novo' IMP biosynthetic process
Molecular function (GO): formyltetrahydrofolate deformylase activity
Source: RefSeq, a predicted model, not a curated record